This is a messenger RNA of Rhinichthys klamathensis goyatoka, 2469 nucleotides long. It is a transcript of the gene trap1, whose product is annotated as TNF receptor-associated protein 1. Bases 80 to 2218 code for a protein of 712 amino acids. The record is from RefSeq and is a predicted model, not a curated record. Lineage: Eukaryota; Metazoa; Chordata; Actinopteri; Cypriniformes; Leuciscidae. Gene Ontology annotation, biological process: protein folding. Gene Ontology annotation, cellular component: mitochondrial inner membrane. The transcript is spliced from 18 exons. Gene Ontology annotation, molecular function: ATP hydrolysis activity; protein kinase binding; ATP-dependent protein folding chaperone.
CCUUUCAGUCACUGUACGCCUGUCACGCCGUAGUUUCCAGUCCUCUAUAGGUCAAACUACAGCAUCAGCUGAAGCAGAAAUGAUCCGAUCAUUAAGUUUACUCAAAUAUUCACUGAAUGUCUCUCAACGAGCACAUGUCAGGCUAUUAUCAUCCAGCAGAGGAGUCGGGAAAAGAAUAGUGCCCGCGACAUUCACUGGAGUUGAUACUGAUGGCAGACCUGCCAGACUGUGGAGCUGCAGCUGUGCUGGUGUCAGUGUGGCUCGCCGCUCCUACAGCACACAACAGGCCGAGACGGCAGAGGAGGAGACGCUCCACAGCAUCAUCACCGACACUGAGAACGUCCAAGGAUCCUUCUCCAAACACGAGUUCCAAGCUGAGACGAAGAAACUGCUGGAUAUUGUGGCCAGAUCGCUGUAUUCUGAGAAAGAGGUGUUCAUCAGAGAGCUGAUCUCAAACGGCAGUGAUGCGCUGGAGAAGCUGCGGCACAAGAUGAUGACAUCGGGAGGAGCGAGCGCAGACAUGGAGAUCCACCUGCAGACGGAUGCAGCCAAAGGCACCUUCACCAUACAGGACACAGGUGUCGGGAUGAACAAAGAGGAUCUGGUUGCCAAUCUGGGCACCAUCGCUCGCUCUGGAUCAAAGGCCUUUCUGGACGCUCUUCAGAGUCAAGCCGAGGCCAGCAGCUCCAUCAUUGGUCAGUUCGGUGUGGGCUUUUACUCCGCCUUCAUGGUGGCUGAUAAGGUGGACGUUUAUUCUCAGGCAGCAGAACCAGACGCUCCCGGGUACAAGUGGUCCUCAGACGGCUCUGGGGUGUUUGAGAUCGCAGAAGCCUCCGGUGUGCGCCAGGGCACUAAGAUCGUGCUCCACCUCAAGGACGACUGCAAGGAGUUCUCGUCAGAAGAUCGUGUCAAAGAGGUUGUGACUAAGUACAGCAACUUUGUCAGUUUUCCCAUCUUCCUGAAUGGACGUCGGCUGAACACCCUGCAGGCGCUCUGGGUGAUGGAGCCCAAAGACAUCAGCGAGUGGCAGCAUGAGGAGUUUUAUCGCUACGUGGCUCAAGCCCACGAUAAACCCCGCUACACACUGCACUACCGCGCUGACGCCCCGCUCAAUAUCCGCAGCAUCUUCUACGUGCCGGAGAUGAAACCGUCCAUGUUUGACGUGAGUCGUGAGAUGGGCUCCAGUGUGGCUCUGUACAGCAGGAAGAUCCUGAUCCAAACCAAAGCCACAGACAUCCUCCCCAAGUGGCUGCGCUUCCUGCGAGGUGUUGUGGACAGUGAAGAUAUUCCUCUAAACCUCAGCAGAGAGCUUCUUCAGGAAAGCGCCCUCAUCAGGAAACUGCGGGAUGUUUUGCAGCAGCGUGUCAUUCGCUUUCUUUUGGACCAGAGCAAGAAGGAUCCGGAGAAAUACGCUCGCUUCUUUGAGGACUACGGGCUGUUCAUGCGCGAGGGCAUCGUGACCACAGCGGAGCAGAGCGUCAAGGAGGACAUCGCCAAGCUGUUGCGCUUCGAGUCGUCAGCGCUUCCCGCGGGACAGCACACCAGUCUGACGGAUUACGCCUCUCGGAUGAAGGCGGGAACGAGGAACAUUUACUACCUGUGCGCACCCAACCGCCACCUGGCCGAACACUCGCCGUACUUCGAGGCCAUGAAGCAGAAAGACAUGGAGGUGUUGUUCUGCUUCGAGCAGUUCGAUGAGCUCACGCUGCUUCACCUCAGAGAGUUCGACAGGAAGAAGCUCAUCUCAGCCGAGACCGACAUUGUUGUGGACCAUUACAAGGAGGAGAAGUUUCAAGACAGCAAACCAGCAUCAGAGCGCUUGACCGAUCAGCAUGCAGAAGAUCUGAUGGCCUGGAUGAGGAACUCGCUCGGACCGAGAGUCACCAACAUCAAGGUGACGCCGCGCCUGGACACACACCCCGCCAUGAUCACAGUGCUGGAGAUGGGAGCCGCGCGUCACUUCCUGCGCACGCAGCAGCAGUUCGCCCGCAGCCCAGAGGAGAGAGCUCAGAUCCUGCAGCCCACGCUGGAGAUCAACACUGGACACGACCUGAUCAAGAAGCUUCACGCACUGAAGGACUCGAGCCCUGAGCUGGCACAGCUUCUCCUUGAACAGAUUUACGACAACGCCAUGAUCACGGCCGGGCUGAACGACGACCCUCGUCCGAUGAUCUCCCGACUGAAUCAGCUCCUCACUCAGGCGCUGGAGAAACACUGAUGUGUUCAGCCCGACGGACUUGUUUUGCCAUCAUUCGAGCCGUGUGUUGAUGCACACAGACUGCCGAGGUCGUGAGCGCACUGAACACAAGCAAACGCUGUUUAGAAGACGACUUGAGAAUCUUUGUGCAGGUGUGACAUUGUCGUUUAGGUGAGAGUCGUGUUUUACAGCUGAUGAGACUGAGAUUUCACCGUCCAGCCAACAAUCGUCUGAUUGGAGAAAAAGAAAACCAACAAUUCAGUGUUUUGUGA